UCCCUGACUCAAAUUGAACGUCUCACUGUUACAAACUCAGUCGCUUACUUUUCUGAUCUGCUUAUUUUUUCUCCACUAAAACCUGUCACAAUGCCGAUGAAGUGUGGAGGGACCUCCCCGCCAGCUGAGGCGGAUGAAAAAAUCCAGAAGAUCUGCGACAUCGUGAAGCCUCAUGCGGAGCAGAAAGCAGGGAAGACCUAUGAUGUUUUCACAGCCAAGAGCUACUCGACGCAGGUAGUGUCGGGGAGGAACUACUUCAUUAAGGUUCACGUGGGAGGAGAUGAUCACGUGCACCUCCGUGUUUAUGAAAAACUCCCAUGUAAUGGAGGAGAGAUUGCGCUGAGUGAUAUGCAACAAUCCAAGAGCCACCACGACCCUAUUGAGUACUUCUAAUGGGAUCCCAAAUGAAACAUCAGUGCCACCAGGCUGCAGUGUCAUUGUAGUCUGUUUAUUAUCAGAUUAUCCCGCUCCUCUAUAUAAAACAGUUUAUGCAGUUCAUGAUGUUAGGAGUAGGUCAAAAUAUAUAAAAUAACAGUUUUGUACAACAUGAAUGAAUAAAUGGACCAGACUUGUAAUUCUG
This is a messenger RNA of Micropterus salmoides (largemouth bass), 580 nucleotides long. Its product is annotated as cystatin-B-like. Gene Ontology annotation, cellular component: cytosol. The transcript is spliced from 3 exons. Lineage: Eukaryota; Metazoa; Chordata; Actinopteri; Centrarchiformes; Centrarchidae. Bases 91 to 393 code for a protein of 100 amino acids. The record is from RefSeq and is a predicted model, not a curated record. Gene Ontology annotation, molecular function: cysteine-type endopeptidase inhibitor activity.